Messenger RNA from Nicotiana attenuata, 3184 nucleotides. Its product is annotated as probable serine/threonine-protein kinase At5g41260. Lineage: Eukaryota; Viridiplantae; Streptophyta; Magnoliopsida; Solanales; Solanaceae. Gene Ontology annotation, molecular function: protein binding; protein kinase activity; ATP binding. The coding region runs from base 493 to 1968 and encodes 491 amino acids. The record is from RefSeq and is a predicted model, not a curated record. The transcript has 10 exons. Gene Ontology annotation, biological process: protein phosphorylation; brassinosteroid mediated signaling pathway.
CAUGUUUCUCUGCUUCUUCUCCCCUGUCCCAAUCGAAAGAAACAGAAAACUCCCUCUCUUCUUUCCUUUGGGAUAAAUAAAUAAAUAAAUAAAAUAAAUAUAAUGUAGGCUGUAGCAGUUUAGAUUCUUGAUCAUUGCUAAGAAUGACAGAGCUUAUCUGUUCUCAGUAGCAAAAAAGAAACACCAUUAACGCCCCUUGCAUUGCAUUUCUCUUUGCAGAAAAAUCGUUUGGGCCGCCUUAUUCGCUUGCUCACAUUAUGUUUUGAGAGCAAUUAUUUGAAUAUUGAUUUUGAAACACAUCAUUAUAAUCACUCUUCUUCCUUUUUUUUGUCCCAAAAUUUUCCCAUAUUCGUUUGUUAUAGGUGAGAAAAGGGACUUUUAGAGGAGAAAAGUUGUCACCGAUUACACAUAUUUGUGACCCCUUUAUCUCCCUAAAGGUCUUUUUUUCUUUUCUUAAAUUUAAUAAAUCUGAAUUCUUGAAAAAUUUAUGCAAUGGGUGCACGUUGUUCCAAUUUGUGUUUCUGUUUAUGGCCUUCAAACAUCAAGUCCCAUGAUCUGUAUACCUCUGAUAUCGAAAAAUGGGCGGAGAAUGAGCAGCUGAAUUUGCCAGCUUUUAGAGAAUAUGGUUUGGAGGAGCUGAAGGCUGCCACCUCAACUUUCUCCAUUAAUAAUAUAGUUUCAGAACAUGGAGAGAAAGCCCCUAACGUUGUGUUUAAAGGUCAGCUUGAUGGUAAUGGCCGUUGGAUUGCUAUCAAGCGCUUCCACUCGUCUGCAUGGCCUGAUUCUCGCCAAUUCUUAGAUGAAGCGAAAGCAGUGGGGCAGCUAAGGAGUAAGCGGUUGGCUAAUUUGUUAGGGUGUUGCUGUGAAGGAGAUGAGAGAUUACUAGUGGCUGAAUUUAUGCCUCAUGAAACAUUAUCCAAGCGUUUAUUCCAUUGGGAUAACCAACCAUUGAAAUGGGCGAUGAGGUUGAGAGUUGCUUUGUAUUUAGCACAAGCAUUAGACUACUGCAGUAGUAAAGGGAGAGAACUAUAUCAUGACCUAAACUCUUACAGAGUUUUGUUCGAUCAAGAUUGUGAUCCAAGGCUAUCAUGUUUUGGCUUAAUGAAAAACAGUAGGGAUGGCAAGAGUUAUAGUACAAACUUGGCCUUCACACCGCCGGAGUAUUUAAAGACAGGUAAGGUGACCCCAGAGAGUGUAGUUUACAGUUUUGGCGCCCUGUUGCUUGAUCUUCUUAGCGGGAAGCAUAUUCCUCCUAGCCACGCACUUGACCUUAUACGGGGAAAGAAUUUUCUGAUGCUUAUGGAUUCUUGCUUGGAAGGUCACUUCUCAAAUGACGAUGGGACUGAGUUAGUACAACUUGCUUCACGUUGUUUGCAACACGAACCUCAUGACAGGCCAAAUGUGAAAUCUCUUCUUACCACUCUAACAUCUCUUCAGAAAGAAAAAGAUGCUCCAUCAAACGUUCUCAUGAGUAUUGCUCGUGAAACCACCUCACCCUCCCAAGUACCUUUAACACCUCUUGGUGAGGCUUGUUCGAGAUUAGACUUAACUGCCAUACAUGAUAUUUUAGAAAAAGCUGGAUACAAAGAGGACGAGGGCAUCGCUAAUGAGCUUUCAUUUCAGAUGUGGGCUAAUCAAAUACAAGAAACCCUCAACUCUAGGAAGUCUGGCGAUUCUGCUUUUCGAGAUAAAAAUUUUACUAUUGCAAUCAAAUCUUACACAGAGUUUCUUGAGGGAGGAAAUGUUAAGUCCCCAACUGUGCUGGCAAGGCGCUCGUUAUGUUAUCUAAUGAGUGACAAGCCACAAGAAGCUCUUGCAGAUGCAAUGCAAGCACAAGUACAAUUUUCCAAUUGGCCAACUGCUUUCUAUCUUCAAGCAGCUGCACUCUUCACCCUCGGAAUGGACUCAGAUGCCCGAGAAACACUCAAAGAUGGCUCCUCCUUAGAUUUCAGAAGAAUGAGACAGUAAAUAUGAAUAUAGUUCUACACAAAAAAGUCAUUGUACAUAUCACCUUUCAUACAUGAAUCAUCAAUAUCAGCACACAAGUUUUCUUCAUAACAUCCAUUAGAGCACAGGUGAUUAAUUUCUCAUUCUGCUUCUUCUAUUUGGGAGAGCUGGUGUAUCUCUACUUUUGGUAGUUAUUGUACGAGUUUCAAAGACAAAAAAGGAAAAAUUAAACAUAUAAAGCAACGGAACCAUCAUAGUAUUUCUUUUAACUCCUCCGAAAGGAAGGAUGACAAUUUGAUCAUUUACCCAUGUAAUUGUCACCACUGACUAUUGCAACUGCAACCAAGACUUAUGCACUACAAGAUAUUAAUGUCAGCACCUCAGUUAUAGGUAAACAGCCUAAAGUGUUUCCUGACCCAACCUGUAAACAGUAAAAGAAAAUAGAUAUUGGACCUAAUUCAACCCUAAACUUAUGAGGUGAUGAUUGCCCAAAACCAUAUAAGGAGACAACAUCGCAUACCCUCAACCAAUGUGAGAUAUUAUAACAUCAGCUAUGGUACCAGCAAAGUUACACAUUGACACAAACUCUCUAUCCACUUCGCAAUGCCCAAGCUGCACGGAGACAACAAUAUGUCAACUUGAAGAAGUACAUAUAUGCUACUCUAAAACACAGACUGAUCUGUACUAGCAAGCAUCAAAAUUGUUUUUGAACUAGUAUUAUCUCCACAACUGUAAUAAACUUAUCGAGAAGUCUGUAAGGAAAUCCGAGAAAUUCCAGAAGUUAGUUUCAUGGUCUCAAGUCUCAACACCUCAGUAUGGUGCAAACCCAGUUUCUCAAAACUCAAACAAACACCAUAAUAUUGUUCCAGUUGCUUGAGAACUGCUUCUCCAAACACAUGCUUUGCCAGUGCUUCUAGACUCGUGGUAUGGCAAGCUAAUUUACACUUCUGGGGGGAAGUAUGAAACCAGUUGAAUAUAAAAAAUAUAAAGGAUCAGAAGUUCAGAACUUUCAAAAGUCAACUGAAAUCCACAAUAUCAUUUUACAGUAUGAUCAAAUAUAAAAGAACCCUCCACAAACGACUUGCAGUUUUUGAAACGCAGAGAACUCACAGGGGGACACAGGCUAAAUAUUUCGGAAGCAAGGUUCAUUGAUUGGAACACACUUAGAACAGGAAGCAUGACCACACAACUAAGCACCAUGAAAUAUUUGUACAGAAAGUGCAAUACUGAAAUAUAA